CACGCUCCUCCGAUGGUUUGAGGCCUUGAUACGACUGGAUCUGACCACCAUGAAGCAUCUUCGAUGCAUCCUGAGCCUCCUUCUCCUCCUCCUGCUCCUCGCGCAAGCCAAAGAUCUCACCUCUACCGCUGACGCCGGCACCACAGCGGUAGGUAACACACACGCACACCCGCCACACACAGGGACCACACAACGCAGAUCACGCCCAGAGAGAUCUCACAUGCUGGCGUGUUGGUGUGUGUUUCCUGGCAGGUAUCUGCCCAUCCGCCGCCGGAGAGCGGCACUCCGACAUCUGGCGAGAGAUCGGAGGCCUCGCCACAGCCGGCGGAGGCAGCGGAGGGGUCGGCGGGCCAGCAGGAGAACCACACACAGACACAGACGCCGACGGAGAGGAGGGAGGAGCCACCGGCAGAGGAAGCGGCGAAUGGUGCAUCGCCGCCACCAGCUGAGGCCACAGCCACCGACAGUGGCGACCAUGCAGCUGACGCACGAGGUGGUGGUGAUGGUGAUGGUGAGGCAUCGAAAGAAGAGCCCCCCACCGCCUCCCCUGCACCCACAGCAGCAGCAGCGUCACCACCAACAGCGGCGGCACAGCCACAUGGUGCAGAGGCGACAGACACGGACCAGGAUAAGCCGACAGAGGUAGGUGACAUAGCUACACGAAGAGAGUCCACACACAACACAGCACUCAUUGAUUGCCUACCAUACGAUUUGAUUUCGUCCAACCAUCCCAUCUGUCUGUCUGUCUGUCCGUCUGUCUGUAUGUGUGUCUGUGUCUGCCACCAGGCCGCAGCCAGUACGUCUGAUGUGCUGACUGCCGCCACACGCGGCGAGGAAGCAGCGACACCGAUAGAUGCCGAGUCUAGUGGCACCAACCAGCCAGAUGAGCCCCCCUCCCCCUCCCCCGCCUCCCCAUCUGAGGCACCACCACCACCAGAUGGCCACUCAGAUCAGCCGCCGACACACGAGCAGCAGCCAGUGGUAGAUCACGAGUCGAGGCGCCUUGAUGAGGAGAGGCCACCUGGUCAGCAACCCAGUGAGGCCCCGCAGCCAACGGCCCCAGUGGCAAAGGACCAGACCCCUUCGGAUGAGCCGCCCGCCGCCCCAACACGCGAGGACGUCGGCCACGAGCAGCAGCAAGAGGCGCCAUCAUCGCCCCCCACCCCUCCCCCUCCCCCUCCCUCGACCCCCGCACCAGCGCAACAGCAGCAGCAGAGGCAGCAACGACAGGUGACUCCCAGACCAACACCUGCUGCUGCACAACCGGGGUCAGAGGCCCCGACGAGGAGAGUUGACCGACCGACGCCCACCCCACCACCCCCACAACGGCGCGUGCAGGAGGCCUCAGAGCCCACAGGGGCUCCAGCGGUCUCAGAGGCCCCAGCGAGGCGAGUUGAGCCCACCCCACCACCCCCACCAGCCCCGCAGCCUCCUUCAGAGGCACAGGCACCCGAUUCUGCUGCGGUGCCGUCCGCUCCCUCUCCCUCCCCUGGCCAGCAGCAGCAGCAACAGCAGCGACGGCGGGGCUCUUUCUCGCAGCUGUACCACCGCCAGCAGGAGCAGCAGCAGGUCACACCACCGCCACCUCCGCCCCAACAGGAGCACCACCACCACCAGCAGCAAGUGACGCCGCCUCCCCCCGGCCCGUCACGCUCUCACAUGGAUGCACCACCGGUUGUCACGCCGCCCCCCGAAGCCGUCCAUACGGCAGCAGAUGACGCCCAUGACGUCCACGAUGCUCAUCCUCUUCAAGAAGAGGCAGAGGCAGAGUGGGACGAGCACGAGAUGCGCGAGAUGGAGGGCAUGCCCUUCUUCGACGACGACUACGAGGAUAACGUCUACGGCGAGGACUUCAUCGACAGUGACCAUCCUCACCACGAGCACCAGCACCAGCAUCAGCACGAGCCCCACGAGCCCGUCACCAAGCCGCCCACGUGCCGCGCGGGCGAUGGGGAGAGCUGCCAGGUGCAGCCGGACGGCAGCCCUCUUGUCGACUGGAACCAGGUGCAGCAGCAGCUGAUUGACCAGGAGCAGGAGGACCACCAGGGCAACGAUCCAGAGGCUCCUCCGAGCAAGAAGGAGAGAGAGGGGGAGGGCGGUGCUGCCAAGACAGAGACACAGCCACAGGCACAGCCGCAGAAAGAGGCAAAGGCGGUGGGUGCCGGCUUGUUGAAGAGGAUGGUUGGGUGGAUGGGUGUGGCGGCCCGAAGGACGACACACGGCAUACGGCGGCUGACGGGAGUGACAGGCAAGCUCCGUCGGCCCACGGACCCACCAGGUCUCUCUCCAUCGACAUGUUUCUCUGUGUGUCUGUCUGGUGUGCAGGUGGUUUGGGGCUGGUACCACUGAUGGAGUGGACGGCCAGCGGCGCUCAGCUAAUCAAGUCGGUGGCCCAGCAGCAGGAGGGGCCCACUCAGUAUGUCAUAUUCAUCGCGGCCGUCGCGAUGGUAAGCCAAUGGGACCCUCACACACACACACACACACACACACCCCUGGCUGCAUCUGUCUCCUUGUGUCUCGUGUGUGCAGGGCCUGUAUGCCUUUUGGUGCGGGUUCGUGUGGGUGUGGCCGCCCGAGAAGGACCAAACCGACUUCAAAUGUACCCCACCACACACAUGACACACACCACACCACCCCCGGCCGCCUCACCGCCUCCAUUACGUAUGUGUGUGUGCAGAUCGCGGCGGCCAAUACCACUUUGAGAUAAUGAGGGAGCUGCACGGCAUGCGAGAGUGAGCCAACCACACCCCACAGCCCAAAGACACAGCAGCAAGCAGACCAUUGUCCUUCCCUCCCUGUGUGUGCAGUGCCAUCAAGCGUGUGCAGCAGCAGCAGGACCAGCAGAAGCUCUCCGACCUCGACACGCGCACCCAGGCCAUGGCAGCCAAGCUCACCGCCCUCGAGAAGUCACUCACCAACACCGCGAUUGUCAGCUCAUCAGCAGCACCUUCAAGCAGGCCCCCAGCGCCCCCCUCGCCAGUGCCCUCAGCAGCAGAGAGGCCGCCCACAGUGCCCAUUAUCACAUCGCCGCCACCCUCUGAAGCGAGUAAGACAGAGAGGGGGGGAGGCUUUGUGCAGAGGGGUGUGGUUGAUGGCGUGGUGCUGGUGGUUUGGCUCGUGUGGGUGUGCUGUGUCUGCAGAUUUCUCUGUGCGUGGGGUGUCGCUGAGCGAGCGGCUGAUUCUGCGGACGAUCAAGGAGAACCUCAACGACCUGCACCAGCGGCACACCGACAUGAGCAACAUUCUCCUGGCCUCACACCAGUACGCUACGCCCAGCACCCCAGCCACUCACAUCACAGACACAGCACAGGUGUAUCUCUCUCUCUCUCUCUGCCAGGGAUCUCAUGCGAGCGGUCGCCUACCUGCUCCCGCCAGACCUCCGUGCCGAGCUCGUUCGGCGCAUCUCGCACCCCCGCCCCGAGAGGCCCCUGGCCAUCACGUCGCCCGAGCGCCGUCAGCGAGCCCCCCACACCAAGACAACCACCACCCCAGCCAAGCCGUACGACGUCCCGCUGCCUCCCAAUUUCGUCCCGCCCCCACCGCCUGCUGUGCCCGUCACACACACGCACACCCACAGCAGGAGUGAGGUUGACGGGUCGACCAAGAGUAGUGGUGGUGGUGGGCCGCCGGAGACCUCUGUGUGUGAGGGGGGAGAUGCGGAUGGCGCUGAUGGGGAGAAGGCGGCCUCGCCCCAGGUCAUGCACAACAACAACAACACCACGGCCGCGGCGAAUGCGGAGCGGUGGGAGGCCGAUGCCGAGGCCGGUGUCGAUGUGGACGUGGAUGUGGAGGGAGGUGGAGGGAGUGGGGGAGGGGGCGUGGCGACGGCAACCACCAGCAUGACCAACGUCGCCCCUACUGAGGAGGAGCCCGCCCCCCAGCCAACACCGUCUCCCGCAGGCUCACCCUCACCAGUCAAGAAGGAGACCGGCGACCUUUUCCCAGACAGCACGCCCUCCCAGGACCUCUUCCCAAUGAUUCCCAAUCAUUCUCCCGAGAACGAUUUUUUCACCUCCACCAACCAAGAGAUGGAGAUGGGCGGUGGGGGCGGGGCGUCGGUGACGCACCUCUCCUCCAACACCAUGAUGGACGAGGUGGGUGUGGGUGGGUUUGGAAUUGGCAGCAGGAGGGAGACCAUCAGCAGCACCAGUGGCAGCUAUGGUACUGCUGGUGCUGGGGGCGAGAUGGGCUACAUCGGCAUGGGUGUGGGUGUGGGUGUGGAGGGCGGCCUGGGCUUCCCCGCACAGAACACCCCACAGGCCUUCCAGCAGCAGCCGCCGCCGCCGCAGCCGCCAGGAUUUGCCGUGCAGUCCCCGGCUAAUGCCAAUCUCGUCAACGGCCCGGUGCACCCCCACCCCCACGCCCAUAUGACCCACCCGCACCCGCACCAUCCUCACGUCAAGAGAGGUGGCACUCCUUCGCACUUCUUUGACGAUCGCCAGCAGCAGCAGCAGCAGCAGCCGCCCAUCAUCGCGACCCCCACACACAACCACAGCCCGCACCCGCACCCCCAGGCCGGCUCUCUCCCCAACGGCAUCCCCACGACCCUGAGUGUGCCCGCUCACGCGGCACACGCGACCCUCAGCCCUUCUAGCAUGACCAGCCCACACACAGCAACACCGGCUGCAGCAGCAGCUGCUGCUUCUCCUGCAGUGGUGACACGAGGAGGAGGCAGGCCGACCCCUGUAGCCCCUGCAGCAACGAAGAACCCCUUCGGGGCACCUGGCAUGCAGGUUUCUCCUCCUCCAGGUGCCGGUGGUGGUGUGGGGGGUGCAGGCGGUGGUGGUGGUGGUGGUCGGGCGGUGCUGCCGCAUCUGCGUCCAAAUGCGAACGCGAUGUUGGCGGCACAGAUGCCGCCGCCAUUUGGUGGGGCUGGUGUUGGGCCUGGUGGUGGGACACAGCAGCAGCCGCUCAACCCCAAACAAAACCCAUUCGGUGAGUGAGUGACUAAGGCGAGAAAGAGACAGACAGCUUUGUAAUCUCUCUCUCUCUCUCUCUCUGUGUGUGUGUGUGUGUGUGUGCAUUGCAGCGCACCACCGAUGAGUCUCGGGGUCGAUAGACACCAGCGGAUGGAUGGGAGGCGCUAGCUGCAUUAGAUGUGGGGACCUUAGCUUGGCCAGGCCAGCGUAGCCUAGCGUAGCGUGAGUGGCUGCCAUUCAAUGCAUUGCCUGAGGGGGUGGUCAGGUGGGGUGAUAGCCCCCGCGUUUUAUACACAUCAUGAUUUCACCUUAUGAGUGAGUGACUAAUGCGUUAGUGUGCUUGCCUUGCCGUGUGCGGGCUGGGCUGCCAUGACGGGUCAUGCGGUUGAGGUGCGAUUGGUAGCCAGACGAACGACCAGGGAGGCAGCCGGCCGGGUAGGUACGUAGAUGGGCGGGGGGCUCAGCUUAUCGAUGCGCCUCGCCGACGAGAAGAUGAUCGGGCGAGGUGUAAUUCGUCAGCCAGCCAGCCAGCCAGUGGGAACCAAUGAGAGGCCCCUUUGUGUGCGCGGCGCGUGCAUUACAUAUGGAUUGGUUUGUGUGCGUCCCGUCCCGUCCGUGAGUGGUCGAGUGGAUGGUGGGACCGUGCUGUGAGUGUGUGUGUGUGUCCUUUAUCCAUCCAUCUCUUCAUCCACCUAUGACGUAAUGCCUGCCUUAAUGAGUGCGUGGUGCGUGGUGCGUGUUGUGUGCAUCCCCCCAUUCCUUCGACGAACUGGUGGGCCUGUGUGUGUUUGUGUUUGUGCGCGCGUGUGUGUUUGUCUACCGGUUUGUAUGGCCGUGAUGUGUGCUGUGGUGCGGUACGGUGCGUGAGGACGCGUUUCAAUGAAUGGCAUAUAUUGGCCGGUGCUGUGGAAUUCAAUCGGGUGAGGGCAUA
Molecule: messenger RNA, 5850 nt
Organism: Vitrella brassicaformis
Lineage: Eukaryota; Vitrellaceae
Source: the annotation of a GenBank genome assembly